AUGGACGGGGAGUGGAGGAGCCGUGACACACAGCGGCCUUCGGUUCAGGGACGUUUCUCCUCCCGCUGCAUCUCAAACAGUCUGGAGGAGAUCCGGCAGGCAGCAGGAGGAGAUCAGAGCCGCAGUCCUCGGUCUCCUCAGAGCUGUCAGUGAGGAGGUUCAGAGGAACCAAUGAGGAGAUGAUGAAGAUCUCAGAUCACCAGAACCCGGUCUGCACAUCAUGUUCUGUUUUUAAUGUAAAACAUCAGAGAGUAACGUUCAGUCAAACUUCAGGUUAGUUCACAGUGUGUGUGUGUGUGUGUGUGUGUGCGUACGUGUGUGUGUGCUGGUUAAACUGGUCUGUUCAGUGAGUAAUGACCCCUCCUUCUGGUUUGAGACCCUCCCCUGCUCUCCAGUCUGUGAUUAACCCCUCGCUGCCCCGCUGGAACCCUGACCCUCAGCGACCCUGAGCCAAUCAGAGCGUCUCAGAGCGCCGUGAGGACGGGACAACAGCUGAUUUUUAACAACACUGUCACCUGUUUCUGCAGGACUCCACACAAGGAGGAGGAGAGGUGGUUUUGAAGACGGACUGACGGCUCACCCAGUUCUUCCUCGGACAGAAACAUACUUUAUCCUCCUUUUACUGUUAAAAUUAAAACUCAAUUCAUCUCCAACUCUCAGAACAUGAAGACAAGUUUUGCUUUUAAAGCCGUUUGGAGCUUUUCUCACAUCUUUACAGUGAGAUUAGUUAAACCAGUUAUACCAACUUUAGUAACGGCUGCAGGAUAGUAAUACAGAGAGCCACACGCUCAACCAAAACACCACUCUAUAGCCACAAAUAAUGCUCAGAACAGCACCUAACUUCAUCAACAGGACAUAUAGGGUCCCAGCCAUAGCACUAGACACCAAAGAUCACCUACUCUCUUCCAGCAGCCACUAGUUUGGAUCGAAACCUCAGGCCAGUCCAGUCCGGACUACAGUGGGGUGCCGCAGCUCAAGAAAGAACAUUUAUGAUCAUUUCUUUAUUAUUUCCUUUAAGUAAUAAUCAUCAUAUUAAUCAUUUUACAGACGCGGUAGUUCUUCUGUCUUAGCGUCUUGGUCUGACUGUAUUUCCAUGAAGAAAUGAUCAUAAAUGUUCUUCCUUGAGCAGCGGCACCCCGCUGUAGUCCGGACUGGACUGGCCUGCGGUCUCGCUACAAACAAGCGGCUGCUGGAAGAGAGUAGGUGAGUUGUGUUUAGUCUCUUUGCUAAAGAAAUGAGUCAAAGUUAAAAAGAUGUUUGGUGUCUAGUACUAUGGCUGGGACCCUAUAAGUCCUGUUGAUGAAGUUAGGUGCUGUUCUGAGCAUUAUUUGUGGCUAUAGAGUGGCGUUUUGGUUGAGCGCGUGGCUCUCUGUAUUGCUAUCCUGCAGUCGUUACUAAAGUCGACAACAUUCAUCUCUUGAGGGGGGUCUAACUCUGAGUUACGGUGUGUUUGACCAUAACUUAAUUGUACGUUGGAAUAUCCCUUUAAAGCAGGGAUUAAGAGGACGGUCAUCACCUGUCAUACGAAGCUUCAGGGGUCUGAUCUGAAUUUCAUCAUGGACCCCGGGGCCACAGAGAGCCGCUAAGUUAACGUUCACAGACACUAAACUCUGCUGACUAUAAUCAGGGUUCAGAGUUUUCAUUAAGGAGCUCAAAUAAAGACCUGAAGCUCAACAUGAAACCUGUUCUCAUCUCCUCAGACGGGUUUAUUCAGACCGACUGAAAUCUGAAGAUUCACCCACAUGUGGUCCAGAUGUUGGAGCUCAGAGGAGUUUGUUAAAUUUCUGAAUCGGUGGAUUAAUCCCUCAUCAAAAACCCUCCUCACAGUAAUUAUCUGAUGAUUAGCAGACGACGUGGAAUUACUGAAAAUCUGACUUAUUAGCAUAACAUGAAGCUUUGUUUCAGGAAGGCCAGCUGGCUAAUCGUCCUCUGCUCCCCCACACACUCGUUCACACAGACUGGAGGUGUGUGUGUGUGUGUAAAUUGACUUCCGCACCUUCACCUGCUCUCUUUUUAGCUACUGCUCUACAUUUUUACCGCCGUGGCUGAGCCUGAGGAGGAAACACGGGUCUGAACGCCGCCGAUCAAACUUCAGUCCAAACACUGACGACACGCCGCCAGAACAUCAAACCGCCUCAUGUCACCGCCUGUCAUCAGCUCUGGCCUUGACCCCGCCCACCAUCAACACAUUCUGA
Xyrichtys novacula (pearly razorfish) is the source of this 2195-nucleotide messenger RNA. NCBI's taxonomy places the organism in Eukaryota, Metazoa, Chordata, Actinopteri, Labriformes, Labridae. The record is from the annotation of a GenBank genome assembly.